AUGGAAGAUACAAGAGGUGCAGAGGAGGAAUGGGAGCCUAAGCCUGGAAUGAUUUUUGAUUCGCUUGAUAAUCUUGUCCAACACUACAAAAGCUAUGGGAAUAAAAUGGGUUUCGAAGUUAUUAUACAAUCUUCAAAGAAAGGAUAUGAUGGAGAGGUGACAAAUGCGGCACUAGCUUGUUCUUGUAUUGGGAAGUCGCGCAGUAACCCCAUAAAUGCUUUUAAAAUGCAUCCAGUGACAAAAACUGAUUGUAAGACUCAAAUUGGUGCAGCUGUACGUUCUGACGGCAAAUGGAAAAUAUGUUCAGUUGUGUUUGAUCAUAACUAUGAACUCAGUAGUCCUACCAAAAGUAGAUAUUUUAGAAGCAAUCGAAUUAUACAACCAUACGUAAAAAGAAAGCUUGAAGUGAAUGAUAGGGUUGGGAUUAGGCCAAAUAAAAAUUUCAAUUCCAUGUUAGUUGAAGCAGGCAGUGCUGAGAAUUUGCCUUUCCUACAGAAAGAUUGUAGGAACUACAUUGAAAAAAUUAGGAGGUUAUGA
Pistacia vera is the source of this 537-nucleotide messenger RNA. RefSeq names its product protein FAR1-RELATED SEQUENCE 5-like. The coding region runs from base 1 to 537 and encodes 178 amino acids. NCBI's taxonomy places the organism in Eukaryota, Viridiplantae, Streptophyta, Magnoliopsida, Sapindales, Anacardiaceae. The transcript has a single exon. The record is from RefSeq and is a predicted model, not a curated record.